CAAAGUCGUCACGCACAUAAUCCUGUAACUGCUCAGCGGUCUUGGAGCAACAAAGGCACUGCAACGGAGUUUGUACGCAGCUGCACGCAGAGCUCGCAGGCAGAAAUACUGAUACGGCCAAUACCGCACACACGCAUGUAACCUUACUUGCAUCUUCACUCGUCACUUUCGUAGAAGGCGCGAGACACAUCAAUGCGCGCCAUUGCAACAUUCGCCCUCGGGCUGUUGCUUGCUGCGUGUUUGCUACCGGGCACAAAUGCACAAGCAGCAGCUCGUCGUCGUGUGCGGCCUCACCACUAUUCCAUGUUCUCUGAAAAGGCGCCCUGCAUCGUGUUGGAGCGCAAGUACACGCCGUCCCCUCUGGAGGCGCGCUGGGUGGCCGCGGCCAAAUCUUGGAAGGACGGCGGUAACGGCGACGUCAAGGACAUAGCGCCAUACUGCCAGCUGCUGGUGGACACACUGCAGGACAUCAAGCGCAUGUUGCAGCUAGUGGACACGCUCAUGAAGUCCAACACCACGCUCAGCCCCGAGCCGGACGCGGACCAGGUGCUGUCCGUGUUCGUCACCACCAUGCAGUGCGGGCCCUACCAGCUCACCGUCAAGGAGCACGUCGAGUCGCUGGUGGCCGCGCUGCGGCACCCCUUCGCCAUCAAGUGCCCGGCGCCCUUCGAGUCGCAGCUGCCGCCGCAGUCGGACAUGUUCGACAAGGGCUAUGUGCUGCUGGCGGCGUGGGCGGGCGUGCAGCAGGCGGCGCGGAACAAGUUCUACCUGGACGCGGGCAGCGGCAUCGGCUACCGAGCCAACAGCAACCAGUUCUGGAUGGUUGAGAACUACGCCGGCCGAGGUCUGCCGCUGGACCGAGCUAUCUUCUUCGAGGCCAAGACAGUAUCGGGCGCGGAGCCGUUCAAGGACGUGCCGCCCGAGUUGUUCCCGGUGUUCCAGUUCUACAACAUGCCGGCGCCCGAGUCGCUCGCGGACGGACGCAACUUGCUCAACAUGGUCACCCGCCUGGCGCAGCCGGUGGACUUCGUGAGCGUUAAGCUGGACAUUGACGCGCCAAACAUUGAAGACGCCUGGCUCAAGGCCAUCCGGGGCGACGGCAAGACGCCCACCAUCUACACGCAGCUCAUCGAUGAGCUGUUCUGGGAACACCACUUCAAUUUCAGCCCCAUGAUGACCUGCUGCUGGGGCGGGCUGGUGGACAUGGCCAGCCACCUGUACGACUCCAUGCGCUGGUUCCAACAGCUGAGGGAGAUGGGCGUGCGGUCGCACUACUGGCAGUAGGCGGGCAGCAGGCGGGCAGCAGCGAGAGGGAGGAAACGUGGGCCGCACUGCGGGCAGUGGCGAGCGCGAGAGGGAGGAAGGUCCGGUCGCAAUGCUGGCGGCAUCGAGAGAAGGGCGGUCGAGAGAGCCAAACGCGGAGGUGAUGGGGGGGGAGGGCUGGACCGCGUAGCUAGGAAUAACGAGGCGCUGUAGGGGAGGGGUAGCUGACGGCGUCGGGCGGAGGCGCGGCGGGUUGUACCGGGGGUCUUAUCCCUUGGUCCUGCUGGCUCGUACACACGGCACGGGCACAGGCACUGGCACGGACUUGGUGCAGUGGAAAUGGUGGUGUGGUGGUGGUGGUGGUGGUGGUGUGGUGGUGGUGGUAGUCGUGGUGCGCCGGUGGCCGGGAAUGGGUGGAGGCUGGGGAAUGGCCAGGCAAGGGGCUGCCGCAGUUGGAAAGGGGGAUGCAACUCCCUUUUGCAAGGCAGAUAUGCGCGUUGUGUAGCUGAUGAGGCUGAUUGCAGUGUGUGAGAGCGGAGGGGCGGGAGAUGGGGGUUUAGGAUUCCGGGCCGUGGAGGGGCUGCUGCGGGUGUGGCGCGGGAGAGCGGCGUGUCGUGUUGCUGGCGAGGAGCUUCGAGCUCGUGAAAGCUGCAUGGCUGUGUGAGUGUGUGGGGAUGCUUGCUCCAGGCUCCAGGAGCGCAACCUGACCGGGGAAAAACGGAGGUUGAGAGGCCACGCAGGGGCGGCAGGCGAGGGCAGGCGCUGCCACUCGCUAGUGGGCUGUGCGGUGUCGAGUGUGCCGAGGUCAUGCGCUGUAGGAGACUCACUCGCCGAAUAAGUACAUACAGUUUCAAACGUUAAAAUUGGAGUACUGUUCAGCGCCGCGGACAGAGCGGUGGCUGAGAGAGUUGGAUCGUGGGUUCGGAAUUUUUCCGA
This is a messenger RNA of Chlamydomonas reinhardtii, 2199 nucleotides long. RefSeq lists its product as uncharacterized. The record is from RefSeq and is a predicted model, not a curated record. The coding region runs from base 304 to 1284 and encodes 326 amino acids. Lineage: Eukaryota; Viridiplantae; Chlorophyta; Chlorophyceae; Chlamydomonadales; Chlamydomonadaceae. The transcript has 9 exons.